AUGUCCCCCAACCUGGACAGCGCCAUCAAGAGCCAGGUGCCGGCGCUGCUCCUGAGGCGGCUCUUCGGCGCGUCCCGGCGGGACGAGGCCAAGCAGCUCCAGCGGACCCCGGCGCCGGCUCCGGUGGGAAGGCGGCGGGUGUUCGUGCAGACGGAGACCGGCUGCGUGCUCGGCAUGGACCUGGACCGCGGGGACAACGCGCACACCGUCAAGCGCCGGCUGCAGCUCGCGCUCAACGUGCCCACUGGCGAGACCUCGCUCACCUUCGGCGAUCGCGUCCUGGAGAACGACCUCUCCUUCAUACGCCCGGACUCGCCGCUGCUGCUCACCCGGAACAGCAUCAACCGGAGCUGCUCCACCCCGUGCCUCUGCCCCGUCUCCAAGGACUUCGAGCACAAGGACUGCAGUGGCCUGGUUGAGAUGCUUGGCUGCUCCAGCAGCUGCGCCCGGGUGAAGCGCCUUGUCGACGACGUGGUGACUGCCAUCAGGAGCGGCGUGGAUCCGGUCCCCAUUAGCAGUGGCCUUGGUGGCUCGUACUACUUCAGGAACGUCUUGGGCGACAGGGUUGCUAUUGUGAAGCCGACGGACGAGGAGCCCUUUGCACCAAACAAUCCCAAGGGGUUUGUCGGGAGGGCGCUUGGUCAGCCGGGCCUGAAGAAAUCUGUGCGAGUAGGAGAGACAGGGUUUAGGGAGGUCGCGGCGUUCCUGUUGGACCAUGAUAACUUUGCCAAUGUUCCUGCGACAGCUCUGGUGAAGAUAACACACUCCAUCUUCAACAUAAAUUGUCCGGUAAAUGGAGGAAAUCUGGCACCCGCUCAUGACCAGCAACAGCAAGUUAACAGCAAGAUUGCUUCAUUCCAGCAGUUCAUCGCCCAUGACUUCGACGCCAGCGACCAUGGCACGUCAAGCUUCCCUGUUGCUGCUGUUCAUAGGAUCGGCAUACUAGAUAUCCGGAUUUUCAACACUGACAGGCAUGGCGGCAAUGUGCUGGUGAGGAAGCUUAAAGGUGGCACAGGCCGCUUUGGUUGCCAGACAGAGCUGUUCCCAAUUGAUCACGGCAUGUGCUUGCCGGAGAACUUGGAGGACCCUUACUUCGAGUGGAUUCAUUGGGCUCAGGCUUCUAUUCCGUUCUCUGAGGAAGAACUCGAGUACAUAAGAAAUCUUGAUCCAACGAAAGAUGUGCAGAUGCUGCGCAGAGAACUUCCAAUGAUACGUGAGGCCUGCCUACGUGUUCUGGUCCUGUGCACAAUCUUCCUUAAGGAGGCUGCAGCUUUCGGACUCUGCUUGGCAGAGAUAGGUGAGAUGAUGACAAGGGAGUUCAGAGGGAUGGAGGAGGAACCAAGCCAGCUGGAGGUUGUGUGUAUGGAGGCCAGGAAGAGAGUAGCAGAGUGGGAGCCCUUCUCUGCCACAGCUGAACAUGGAGAAGAUACUGAUUUCCAAUUUUCCAUGGAUGUGGUAGGAGAAUACAAUGAUGUAAUGCGAUCACCAAGGUUCAAUGGCUCGGGUUCCAAGGGGUCCAGUUUCAGAAGCCCUUUGUCUAAGCUCGUCGAGAGCGUUGAUGAGGGCAGUGAUGGCCAUGAAGAUCAAAACGAGUAUGAUCGAGUCUUCUAUGCUGGAUGGAAUACACCCAACAAUCCUAGCAAACCUAUAGGUCAGAACGGCAAUGCUUCAAAAAGUGCCAUGAACAGGAGCGCUGAUGAACAACUUCCAUCAAGUAUGUGUUUUGUCAGGCUGUCGGAUAUGAGUGCAGAUGAGUGGGAUGUAUUCCUUGAAAAAUUCCAGGAACUGCUGAAAGAGGCACUACACGAGAGCGCAAGGGCAGCAGCAGGUCAAAGGAUGAAGCAGCGCCUGGGCACUUCAUGCAAGUUUUGA
Molecule: messenger RNA, 1872 nt
Organism: Miscanthus lutarioriparius
Lineage: Eukaryota; Viridiplantae; Streptophyta; Magnoliopsida; Poales; Poaceae
Source: the annotation of a GenBank genome assembly